UUUUCUUUCUCUUUCUUCUUCUUCUACCAUUAAUGAUUGACUCCCACCACCUUCUUCCCCAACCAAUUCCUCCAUAUCCUCUCGACACAGAGGUAAAAAUGUCCUUCAACAUUUUCACAUUUCUCAUUCUUUUUUUUUUCUCUAAUUUCUCUUCAAUUUUGUGAUUUUACAGUCUACAGUUUCGUUCUUCCACGAUCGAAGCACAACUCUCGGAACCAUAAUGGCAGUCAGUUUCCCAGCCAUUAUAUUCUGAGCUCCCUCCCAACGCCACCGCGAAACUCCUUUAUCAACUUCCGCCAUAAACGGAGCAAGAACAAUGAGUGGAUCUCGAAGAAGGUCUAACAAAUCCAAUGCCACGUCAUCAUCAUCGGUUGCGGAGAGACGAAGGCGGUGGUGGAGUCUUUGCAGAGAUGAGAACGAUGCGAAACCCACGGCUUCGUUGGGAGAUUUUUUGGAGAAUGAAAGGAGAUUUGGUGAUGGACCUUUUUAUGGUGCGACGCCUGAGCUUGAAGGUGUUGUUGUAGUUGACGAUGAUGAUGAUCGGAGGAGGAAUGGAAGGUUGUUGUUUGUUGAUGGGAGGGUUCUUCCGCGGCUUAGACGGAGAUGGAGAUUUCUUCGUCUUCUUGUCCCUCGUCUGCGGCAGUGAUUGGGUUUUGUCGAUAGAAAGAAGAAGAAGAAUAGCAGAAGAAGAAGAAAGAGAAAGAAAAAGAAAAAGAGAAAAAAAAAAGUAAAAAAAAAAAUUAAUUUUUUUAAUCUGAUUUUUUAAUUUUUUUUUAAAAUAUUUAUAAUUUUUUAAAAAUUAAUAUUACAUGGACCACUAAAAAUUUGCCAUGUGUACAAGUGCGUACACGUGGACAGUCCACCGUGACACUUAACUGUGAUUUUUUGGACGGAGGUGUGCAGAGCAAAACGGAACCGGAGUUUAGGUAGUUUAGCCGCCAAAAAUUCGGUUUUUGUGGUUAAGUGUUACAAACCGUAAAGUUCAGGUGGUUUAGCCGCCAAUAUCCCAAAAUAAAAAUAGAGGGAGUGGAGAGUACGUACCAAAGAUGUAGCAUCAACUUUGAGCUCGGUCAAAAAGAUGAAAUUCGGGGAGCGUGACCGAAUCAGGGACUUCAACUCAUGAACUGUAGAGGUCUGCCCCAACCCUCUACAGUUCUAAGAGAUGCCUCUCAUGGCUCCUGUGGAGGAGUAGUGAUCUCCUCCAUAGGGGUAUGAGAGUGGGCUGACCCAAAAGAUCCAGAGUCCUCAACCACGAAUGUGCCUUCCAUUGGCCUAGAUGAGAUCACAUUUUUUCCUUUAGUACUCCACUCAUCCAAUCCAAUGAAGUCGCUAUUGGAUAAAGAGAUAUCAUCUGAGGGCUUUUCCACUACAACUUUAGUAGCAUUAGCUCUGACAUCCGUAUCCCAGGGGAAGUCACGAAUAACCUCGCGAUGUUGGUGGAGAAGCUUCCAAGGGCAUGAACAAAGGGAUGUAGAGGCCUCAUUAACCUUUCUCUUCUUGAAAGGAGUGGUUCUUACAUUAGUCUUCGAGGUAGGUAGAA
Cannabis sativa is the source of this 1540-nucleotide messenger RNA. RefSeq lists its product as uncharacterized. The record is from RefSeq and is a predicted model, not a curated record. The transcript has a single exon. Bases 317 to 646 code for a protein of 109 amino acids. Lineage: Eukaryota; Viridiplantae; Streptophyta; Magnoliopsida; Rosales; Cannabaceae.